AUGCCCCAGGCAGAACUUGGAAUUCAGGUGUGCACCACCUGCAGGCUGAGGGGCUCUGUGAGCAGGUGCUGCUCACACAGGGAGUUCAGGCGCCAGCCAAGCCCCUGUGCUGCUGGGAUAGGCCUGCUUCACUUAGGGAGCGCUGCCUCAAGGCAGGUAAAGCCCCCUUGUUUGCCCCGACCCCCAUGGGGGCCUCUCAGGAGAGAAACUCCUGUUCACCCCUUUCCCGGGGCGCUCUCUCUCUCUAGGUGGCAUGCUAGCCCCCAAACACAGGUGGCUUUUGGGCCCAGGUGGGUCAGCCUGCUGCCCCUGCCCCAUACCCUCUCAGGCCAUUGGGACCCCUGCCCUUCAGAUGUCCUAGGGUCUAGGAGUGGGGCCAGUCACUGUGGGAAGAGGCCAGGGGCUUGGCCGGAGAGGCAGCCCAGGGCAGGACCCAGUCCUGAGUCCUGGAGCAGGGCCAGGGAGGCGCCCACCCCGCCCCGGCCAGCCGCCCUCUCUGCUGUUUUUUCUAUUUGUUCUUCUUUUCACCCACAGCCCUGUGUUCCUGUCAUCCCUCCUUUCAGCAAAAGUCCUGUUCCCGUUCCCUCUGUCCCCACCCACUCCUGUUCCCCAAGAAAAUAA
Molecule: messenger RNA, 621 nt
Organism: Pongo pygmaeus (Bornean orangutan)
Lineage: Eukaryota; Metazoa; Chordata; Mammalia; Primates; Hominidae
Source: RefSeq, a predicted model, not a curated record